CGCCGCUGCUUUCAGCUCCCUCAUCUGGGCAUCUGCACAAUGGCGACCGAUAAAGAAGAAGAUGGUUUGCUGUUAGUGCGCACCAGAAAGCGCAAGCAGUCUCUAGGGCAAGGUGUAAUAUGUAACAAGGAAAUGAGAGCUUGCAGUCUGAUGCUGCUGCGGCUGCAGCUGGAUCAAAGCGUCUCCGAAGCUGCAAUAACCCCGACUAUCCGAGCAAAGGCGUCAACGUGGCAAUUGCAAUUGCUAAUGCCGCCAAAGCUGGUGCGGAAGCUCGUGCACGGCGAGCAUCCCAAGCACAGAUCCAGGAACGCCGCAAAAAUGGUCCAGAUCACUAUUCUUACCUGAUAGCGGAUUCAAUCAAGGCUGCUGCACUCGCUGGCUACAAAUCGCGCGUUCAGAGGGCUGCCCGCGCGAAUGAUUUUGGCGCUAACCGCACGGAACGCAAUGCUGGG
Phytophthora sojae is the source of this 452-nucleotide messenger RNA. RefSeq lists its product as hypothetical. The transcript has 2 exons. The record is from RefSeq and is a predicted model, not a curated record. Bases 40 to 345 code for a protein of 101 amino acids. Lineage: Eukaryota; Oomycota; Peronosporomycetes; Peronosporales; Peronosporaceae.